UUUAUGGAGAUCCAAUUUUUUUAAAAGUGCUGACGCCACCGCGUAGGACGGGCCCUAAAACCGUGAUCUAGGAGCGCCUCUCUCACUUCUGACUUCCGCUUCCUUCAAGUAAGGAGUCGGGGUCUCCCCCGUUUUUCUCACCAGGUGGCGACGGCGGCGGUUUGCGAUGUUUGGCCUCCAGAGAAACGCAGUAAUUGGACUCAACCUCUACUGUGGCGGGGCCGGGUUGGGGGCUGGCAGUGGCAGCGCCACCAGGCUGCUAUUCUUCGCGCCCUCCCGCCGCGCGUCGCCGCCUGAAGAGAUGGAAUCCCCGGCCUCCGACGCCAUAAUGUCGCCCGAAGAGGAGCUGGACGGCUACGAGCCGGAGCCUCUCUCGAAGCGGCCGGCCGUCCUGCCCUUGCUGGAGCUGGUCGGGGAGGCCAGUAGUGGCCCCUGCACGGACGGCUCACUUCCCUCGACGCCUCCCCCCGCAGAGGAGGAGGAGGACGAGUUGUACCGGCAGUCACUGGAGAUUAUCUCUCGGUACCUUCGGGAGCAGGCCACCGGCGCCAAGGACGCGAAGGCAGUGGGCGGGUCUGGGAGCGCCAUCCGGAAGGCGUUAGAGACCCUACGACGGGUCGGGGACGGUGUGCAGCGCAACCACGAGACGGCCUUCCAAGGCAUGCUUCGGAAACUGGACAUCAAAAACGAAGAUGAUGUCAAAUCUUUGUCUCGAGUGAUGGUUCAUGUUUUCAGUGACGGAGUAACAAACUGGGGCAGGAUUGUGACUCUUAUUUCUUUUGGUGCCUUUGUGGCCAAACACUUGAAGAGUAUAAACCAAGAAAGCUGCAUCGAACCAUUGGCAGAAAGCAUCACAGAUGUUCUCGUAAGGACAAAACGAGACUGGCUAGUCAAACAAAGAGGCUGGGAUGGGUUUGUGGAGUUCUUCCAUGUAGAGGACCUAGAAGGUGGCAUCAGAAAUGUGCUGCUGGCUUUUGCAGGUGUUGCUGGAGUAGGAGCUGGUUUGGCAUAUCUAAUAAGAUAGCCUUUUAAGUGCAAUAAUUGGCUCGACCAACUUCAGCCACCAAAACCAUAUGCAUCUGCUGUGAAAUCAAAUGUAUUUAUGAAUUGGACUUCAAGCUGUCCAAGCUGUAACCUCCACAAGUUCUUCUCUAGCAAGGGAGAAAAACAAGUGGCAGGAGGAUUGUGGCUAAAAGAAAUAAAUACAUGGGAAAAGUAAUCCCCUCUCUCACUGUCUGAAGGAAGCCGAGCUUGUUUUCGGCAACAGGCAAACUUAAGGAGGCCAUGGAAGAGGACUUUUAGUUUUAGUGACGAUGAUAAAAGUGGAGAGACUAUCUUGCCUAGAACAGGAAAGUGGCCAGUAGCCGGGGUAGUCACAGAGUUCAUUAAAUAUGCCCAUUGAAUUCAUUAACUUUUUAUAGAGUUAAAAGAGAAGCACUAACAACGCCAGUGGUGUGUGCACAAUGGAUUUAAGCUACAAGUGAUGGAACUAUGACUAGAAGCCUCAGUACUGUACAACAGUCAGGGGAAGCUGUUUCCUCUGUUUGCUUUCCCAGGUGUACUUCCUGAAGAAUAGAAAGUCCAAGUGCUCAGGACGUUUAUACCUGUUCAGAUUUGACUUGUUUUGCGUGGUUCUUGGUCUGUUAGCCUAGUGUGAUGGCCAGGAACUUGAUAAGGCUCAAUUACAGUUAUGAAUUAGGAUUAUCCUCAGUUUUUAAGACAAAAACUUGUAAAUGUAUUUGUCUGUAAAAAUUGUAUAUUUUACAGAAAAUUAUUUGAAAUGUAAAGAGGGGAAAGUGGAAUUUAGUUUUUUCAUACCCUUGGAAAUUUACAACUUCUGUAGUUAGGAACCUAUUUCUUACAGCUUUUCUAUUGUAAACUUUGUUCUAGUCCUAGAUUGUAUACAAAACCAACUGAUGUAAUUGUAUGCAACCUGGUUGUAGUGGAACAAUUCUGAUUUAUAACUAUGCAGGAUUUAAUUUUUCCUAUCUCAUUUUGGUAAGUAUUCCUUAGAUAGGUUUUGGGGCAGAGCGGGGUUUUGGUUUCGAUUUUUUUUUUUUAACCUGAGACUGAGAAAUUGAGGAAUAGAAAUUAAUCCUUCAUUAUAUGUGGAUUGUCAAAAAUUGAGUCAAGGCAGAGUUGUAUUUGGGGAGUGGGGCACACAGGCUGAUGACUUAAAAAUAAUGGGCUCUGAUUGGGCAACUACUCAUUUGAGUUCCUUUCAUUUGACCUCGUUUAAUUGGUGAAAUUUAAACUGAGCUCAUGAGCUAAUCUUCAAAGCUUUUGCUAAAGGAUUUUCAGCUGUUCCAAGUGGGACUUAUUAGCAGUAUAUAUAAAAAGAUCAUAUCAGGUGGAUGAGAGACAUUUGAUCCCUUAUUUGCUUAAUAAAUUGUAAAAUGAUGGCUUGGAAAAGCAGGCCAUAGUCUAAUAACCAUGGUGCUAUUAUUAGGCUUGCUUGUUAAGCACGGGUCUAAGCCUAGUAUAUUAAUAAAACAAGUACUUCAUUUCUGUUAAUGAUUUUUAAGCUUUGUCUCAAAUUUUUGUAUUACAUUGGCAUCUCUUGUGGAUUUAAGACUUGAUGUUUUAUCAUACUUACCGUUUGCUUCCUAUCCUUCCUUGAAAUUUCUUGCUGCUUGUUCUGCUUCCUCUGCAGUUACUCAUAUAUAUUGGUUUCUACAGAUUUACCAAGCCAUCCAUGAACUCUUACUAGCCCUUUUAGUUUUGGCACUAGGAACCUAAGUGGCGACCCUAGAGUUCAGACUUCCAUCCUUCUUGAAUUUUGUCCUCAGGAGGUGGUUGUACGAUGGGUGCUGACAGUAACAGUCAUGACGUAAGAAGAGUCCCUUUUCCUUGACUGAUACCUUUUUGGUUGUUGCUUUAUCCUGUCUUGGGGAGAAAAUUUCAAAAGUCCUGUUAGGGAUUUUCAGAAUAGAGAACAACGUCUUAACCUCUCAAGUUCCUUUGCAUUUAAAUGUGCUCACUGAAAGUUGUAAAAAUUGGUGGGCUCUAGUAGACCUCAGUUACAUAAAAGCUACUGGUAAGCUGAAGAAAGCUUCCAUAGAGGAACUAGGGUCAUUUGAAAGCUUCAGCCUCCGAGUGUGACCUUUAGUAUGUGGACGCCAGACACAAAUAGGCGUGAAUAAAAUGACUAAGAAUGUAAUAGGGAAGAAUUGCCCUGCCCGCCCAUCUCCGAGCCAUAAGGUCAUCUAGCUAGAGCUAUUUUUACCUGUGUAUUUAUCGUUCUUGAUCAUAGACCACUUAUUUAUAUCAUGUCUGUCUCUAAGGACCUAAAAGCACUUUAUGUAGUUAAUAAAUCUUAAGAUCUGGUUACGUGACUAAAAGGCCUGUCUCCCCAUAGCCAGUUGUGGAAUUAAGUGCAGAGAUGUAGAUUGGUGGAGUUUAGGGGCCCCAUUUCCCAGUUUACUAGGUAUGACUGCUGAAAUGUAGAUGAGGAUCUUAGGUGAUAUUUUGGGUCAGGGGCUGUGAGGGCUUAGGGAGCCCAAGUGCUCUAGGGGGGAGAGUGGGUGGUUCUGUAGGGAGAGGAGGCAUGUGUUCUUAAGUGCUGACUAGCUGCAUAGUUCAGGCAAAUCCUCCAACAUGGAAAGGGAGGAGGGGCUGCUUGGAAAGAUGGCUUGCUCAGCAACUUCUUUCUGAUGCUUCUCUCAGGGAGAAACCUGCAGUCCUCUAGUGUCGUCCGUGCACAUUCUAUUGGGGGUAAACACCUUGGUUCUGGUUAAACAGCUAACGCUGUUGACAGCUGUGCCAGGAAGGGUUAGGACCAACUACAAAUUACUGUGGGCUGUAAAUGUGUGUUUCCCUAACUUCCUGUUUUUCCUGAGAAGAAAAUAAAUCUUUUAUUCAAAUACAA
Molecule: messenger RNA, 3868 nt
Organism: Vicugna pacos (alpaca)
Lineage: Eukaryota; Metazoa; Chordata; Mammalia; Artiodactyla; Camelidae
Source: RefSeq, a predicted model, not a curated record